Anolis carolinensis (green anole) is the source of this 10134-nucleotide messenger RNA. RefSeq names its product collagen type XIX alpha 1 chain (gene col19a1). Gene Ontology annotation, biological process: extracellular matrix organization. The transcript has 49 exons. Gene Ontology annotation, molecular function: extracellular matrix structural constituent conferring tensile strength. The coding region runs from base 511 to 3699 and encodes 1062 amino acids. The record is from RefSeq and is a predicted model, not a curated record. NCBI's taxonomy places the organism in Eukaryota, Metazoa, Chordata, Lepidosauria, Squamata, Anolidae.
AGGUUGGGGAGGGGGGAGCGAAUGAAGAGAGAAUCUGCUCCCCUGCUGUUGUGCUAGGAUCAUAUACAGUACUUCAGAGCCAGCACGUUGAAACCAGACACCCUUUUCAUUCAUGCAGUCAAACUCAGGCUCCUCUUAUCUGUGACACAGCUUUAGGCAAUCCAUACCUAACCCUUUUAAUAUUAUUACCAGAUUUGCAGCCUAUUGCCAUAUUAUUUAUUUAUUUAUUUAUUUUGCAAAAAUUAAAUUAAAAUAAAAUAAAAGAGUGCCAGAGCUGGAGGCUGCCCUGUCUCCCAGUUGUAUUCUCCUUGUGCUUGCCGAGUGGGAGGGUCAUGCUGUGUGAGACUAAUAAGGACAGAGCUGCAUCCCCUUCUCCCACUCUUAAGAGACUCCAGCAACUCCUCAGCAACUACAGCAGAUUUGGACAGGCAUUUGCUGUGCUUCUGGGGGAAACUUAAUAAAUAAAAACUGAAGAUUUCUGAACGUUUGUUCACAUGUGUUCGAGAGGAGAUGAAGGCUACUGGAUUUUGCAUAAUUCAACUUUGGCUUGCAAUCCUUUUUUUUCCUGUCUCUCAUUCUAUGGCAGUCACUGACAAAACAGGUUUUGAUUUAGCAGAAAGCUUUUCUUUGAGGCAGAUGUCAUGUGGAACUGGAAAACCCUGUUUUAAAUUGGGAAAUGCACCUCUUAUCAGAGAGACUCAGCAAGUGUUUCCAAAUGGACUUCCAGAGGAAUACUUCUUAACAGCCACAUUCCGUCUUAGAAGGAGCAGCAAAAAAGAACGAUGGCACUUACUGCAAGUUUUAGAUCAGCGCAACUUGCCACAGGUUUACAUUACUGUUGAUGGUUCAAAGAAGGUUAUAGAGUACAUUGCACAAUCCACCCAAGGGCACUCCCUGCGUUACACUUUCAAAAGCCACGAAAUACAUCCAGUCUUUGAUCGCCAAUGGCACAAACUCAGCAUCAGCGUACAACCGAGGAUGGUUUCCCUGUAUGUGGACUGCAGUUUAAUUGAGCACAGGCAGACUGACGAAAUAGCUACUGCUGACUUCCAAGGGAAAAUUCUUAUUGCUACCCGCUAUUUAGAUGGCAAGCCUGUGGACAUUGAACUUGGUCACAUGAUCUUGUAUUGCAAUCCCAGUCUUGCGGAUCAGGAGACUUGCUGUGAAGUAUCUGAAAAUAUGUGUUCUUUGGAAGAAAGCUUGAAAACGACUACAGUGUCACCAUCAACCGCUCAUGUUGGUGAAAUACAUGCACUUCCCAUGAUGGAAAAAAAACCUGAAGAAAAAUGUUUUUGCCAUCCAAAUAAGGGAGAAGUAGGAUUGCCAGGCGUAUCAGGUUUGCCAGGCCAAAAAGGAGAAAAGGGUGAAGAUGGAGCUAAAGGAGAAAAUGGCAUCCCUGGUAUUCCAGCAGAAAAGGGAGAAGAUGGUCUGACUGGCGCCCCUGGUGUUCCUGGUAUUUCUGGUGAGAAGGGUGAACAUGGCUUGAAAGGUGACAAAGGUGAUGUGGGUGAAAAGGGUGAAAUGGGAGAUAGAGGAGAGAAAGGAUCAGAUGGAACACCUGGGACAUAUGGUUUGAAAGGAGACCCGGGUGAUCAUGGAAUGCCUGGUACAAAGGGAGAAAAGGGUGACAUGGGACCACCAGGACCAGCUGCACUUAGUUGGGAGUCUCCUGUCAAGGGCAUGCCAGGAAUAGAAGGUCCUCAAGGCCCUCCUGGAAAUGAAGGUCAGAGGGGACGCCGAGGCAAGCCAGGAGCCCCUGGAAAAGCAGGACCACCAGGGCCACCUGGUCCUCCAGGUGUUCCAGGAUUUCACGAUUCCUUUAAAGGCCCAUAUUAUCAGAGUCAUCAUGAAGAAAAGGCCUCAAAAGGUGAAAAGGGGGAGACUUCUGAGAAAGGAGAAAAGGGGGACCCAGGUGCACCAGGAGAGUCUGGUCCUGCUGGGCCUAUUGGUAGUCCAGGACCUCAGGGAUCCCCAGGGCAAGCUGGUCCCAGGGGACCACCAGGAGAAGUUGGAUUACCAGGAGGACAUGGAAUACCCGGAAAACCAGGGAUUAAAGGAGAAAAGGGAGACGCUGGUGGGAUCAUAGGUCCUCCUGGGCUUCAAGGUUCCAAAGGUGACACAGGACCUCCAGGACCAAGUUUUCCAGGAAGACCAGGACCUGCAGGCACACCUGGGUCAAUAGGUCCACGAGGACCCAAGGGUGAAAGAGGUCUUCCUGGGGUGCAAGGGCCUCCUGGAGAAACAGGUCCAGCAGGAAAUGGAACCCAAGGUCCUCCUGGUCUUAGAGGGCCUCCUGGUGCACCAGGGUUCCCGGGUCCAAGGGGACCACCUGGAUUACCAGGUACUCCAGGAACCCCGGGCCUUGAUGGCAUUCCAGGACAUGAUGGAAAGCCAGGACUCCCAGGACCUCCAGGGGACCCAGUUGCUCUUCCUCUUCUUGGUGACAUGGGCGCUUUGUUAAAGGGUGAUGCUGGUCCAAGAGGUCCUCCAGGAAUCCCAGGCAGAGAAGGGCCCAAGGGGAAUAAAGGUGAACGUGGAUUUCCUGGACUUCCUGGAGAGAAAGGUGAUGAGGGUCUUCAAGGUAUUCCAGGACUUCCUGGUAUUGCAGGACCUGCAGGACCUUCUGGGGCAUCAGGGAGACCUGGCCACCCAGGGUCACCUGGGACAAAAGGUGAAAAGGGAAACCAGGGUGUUCCUGGGAAGCCUGGAUCUCCUGGCCCACCAGGUGUGCCGUACAAUGAACGAAAUGGCAUGAGCAGCCUCUAUAAACUGCAGGGGGGUACCAAUGCUGCAACUUAUGCUGGUCCACCUGGCCCUCCUGGCCCAAAAGGUGACACUGGAGCAACGGGGGAAUCGGGCCCAAUGGGGCUUCCAGGACUAGAAGGACUUCAAGGAGAAAAGGGAGACCAAGGUCCAGCAGGUCCUCCAGGGGUCCCAGGAAUACCUGGUAAGCAUGGUUCACCGGGGCCAGCAGGAAUGCCUGGAGAACCAGGUGAAAGAGGUCCUAUUGGAGAUAUUGGCUUUCCUGGACCAGAAGGACCAUCAGGCAUACAAGGCAUAAAUGGAAAGGAUGGAUUGCCUGGUCCCCAGGGUUUACAGGGUAAAGCAGGUGACAGAGGCCCUAAAGGAGAAAGAGGAGAUCAAGGUAUACCAGGAGACAAGGGUCCUCAAGGAGAAAGAGGAAAACCUGGCCCAUCAGGAGACAAAGGGGACGUAGGACCGAUGGGACCUCAAGGGAACAAAGGCCACCCAGGAUCACCAGGUCACAAGGGCUCUCCAGGUUCACCGGGAGUCCCAGGCUUACCGGCAGAUUCAGCUUUAUUUGAAGAAAUGAAAAAAUACAUCAGACAAGAGGUUCUUCGAGUUUUUGAAGAGAGGAUGGGUCACUUUAUGUCCCAGCUCAAGUUGCCUGCUGCCAUGCUAGCUUCCCAAACACAUGGAAAACCAGGUCUUCCAGGAAAAGAUGGCCUCCCUGGACCACCUGGAGAACCUGGACCUCCAGGCUACAGAGGACAGAAAGGUGAAAGAGGUGAGCCUGGAAUUGGCCUGCCAGGUGAUCCUGGGCCACCUGGUAUUUCAGUCCCUGGUAUGCCAGGCCCCCCGGGACAACACGGACCGCCUGGGCCAUCAGGACGGUGCAACCCAGCAGACUGCUCGUCUCCUGUCUCGCAAACACAGCCACGGACAACUGGGAAAUGAACAUCUUCUCUGAAGAUAUUUUGAUUGCUGACUCCCUGGGCCUUUUCCUCAUUCCUCCUCCUGCUCUCCCCACCUAAUCAUGAAUUUAAGCUUUAAAAUAUUUGGUGCAUUUUUGUCCAUAUGCGUUAUACUGUUCAUAGACAUUUUACAGAGAAUCUCAGUAGAAUAAUUCUUUUCCAGAAUUAAGCCAAUGCUGAGAUGUUGUUUAUUUUUAGUUCAUUCCAUAUGUUUUUAUUUUUAGGCUACUUUUUAAGACUUUGGUGUUGUUGUUUUUCUUGCAUCAUGAUGGCCUAUUGAUCGAUUAAUGGUUUAUAAUUUAUUGCUUCGAAAAAGAAAACUUACUGAAUGACAGUUUCCUGCUUUUUUACUCCUGGAUUUCUAGUAAAUACUAUAAUUGUAUUUGUUCCCCUUUUCCCAUUUCCUAUACCCUUCCCAGUUUUUGCCCUCUUUUGUGAAAAUAUUUUGGGAUCUUUUAAUUCAACAUAUCACCCUAAGAAAUGAGCUGUCAAAAUUGUAAGCUGGGUAUUAGCUGAUGCUUUUAUUUGUGCUUAACGGUACUCCAUGAAGUCAUGCCGGCCACAUGACCUUGGAGGUGUCUAUGGACAAUGCCGGCUUUUCGGCUUAGAAAUGGAGAUGAGCACCAACCCCCCCAGAGUCAGAUAUGACUGGACUUAACGUCAGGGCAAACCUUUACUUUUUAAAGUGCCUGAGCCACUGAGAUUUCCCAUACUCCCUUUGCCCUUGUGCAGUCUUGGCAAGAAAAUUAUUAAAUAGAGCCACUCUUCUCAAAACAUUUUUUAUGGGAAGCUGAAACAAAAAACAAAAAGGACCUUUUGGGCAGAUCUCCCAUUAAGGAGAAAAUACAGACAGAAUGUACUGUACAGCCAACUUUUUUUCACACUAUUUAUAUGAGCUAAACUGGAUCUAUUGAGCCAGGGAAACUUGCUUAGUCAACACUUAAAUAUGCUUUACUAAGCUUGCUAUAAUUGAAAAUUAAAAGUUGAAUUCAGCUCAGUGUUUUAUCCUUAGAGGAGGAAUAAUGAUACAUUAAUCCAAUCUCAUCCAUUUGGGAUUUCCUCCAGAUGUAUUGACUGCACAAUUCACAUCACCCACAGCAGUCGUGCCAACAAUUGCUGGAGAGGUAGAGUUAUCAUUUAUGACCUCAUCAGACAAGCGAAUUUACCCAUCAUAUGCUGCGUCACCUCCCCUUAUGACAUGGAGUCCUUCACACACGACGUAAAGGGACUUCCCACCAGGCUCUAUGCUGAAAAGGGAGAUGAAGCAGUACAGGCUGCCACCACGGCAACACAGGAGCCUUCGCAUGUUGUCUUCCCUACAAUGGGAAAAAGCUGGGCAGUGACACUUCCCCCAUGGGAUGAGGAGGAAGGUAAGGCAGGCGAUUGGGGGUGUGGCGCUCUGGCUUAUGAUAAGGUCCCUAGUACAUCAGGAGGACGGCAGAUUGAGAAAACCUAAACUAAUCUAAUAAAAACCUAAGAGUUUAUAUCUUAUUGCAAUAUGUGAAGGUGAAAUUCUUUAAAAGCUAUAUUGGGUGGCUGUACAGGUCAUUUCUGAUUGAAGGAAAGUGUCUACCUUAGUGUGCAUUUCAUCAGAAAUAUUUGCUUUUGUUCCCCUCCUCAGUUAAAAUCAGAAGAUGAAGUUCAAACUCUAAUAACAGCCAAGCUUAAACAUAUUGACUAGAGUUAAGUUUCAAAGCCCAAGCACAUUCACACAAUCUGGCCUGGACAUGAAACUUUUUUGUUUGAAAAAUUCAGUGACUGGGGCACUUUGACAUUUCAUUUCCCUUGGGGAUAAAAUGAUCAUACGCAGUAAAGAGAAAGAGAAGUAUUGAGCAGAGAUAUUGCAUUUGUAAAAGGUAAAUUGUGCCAGCUAGGACUAACAGAGAAAAAAAGAUUGAUUAAAAUAGAAAUCAUUGCAGGAGAUCAUCUUGCUGUCCUCCACUGUCCCUGGGAUCAAUGUAGCUGCCAAAACUGCUUUGAAAUUAUAUGGACCCGUAUGCUUUAGUGAAAAAAGAAACAUCUCAUCUUUACACUGGCGAUUUUGCUGCGUCCUUCUCCUCCCUCUUCUCCCCACCCUCCUGUUCCUUUUUGUUCUUAUUUUGCCAUUUUCCUCCAAAUCAGGACUGAAUGCAGUUUGCAAAAUAAAAUAGAUAUAUAUAGAUAAAACUAAAAAUCAUACAAAGAAAUAGCAUUGAAAUGUAAACUGACAAAAUAUAAAGACAACUUAAAACAUACCAUUCAAAUAACUUUAAAAGGUUAGAAUUAAAAGCAGUUUUAUUAGAACUUCAUUGCUGAUUACAAAUAACUGGAAUCAAGUGAUUUCAACUUGAGAAUUUGUUUCAAUAUUAUUUAAUUUAGAAUUCUGAAUUUGUUGUAGGCAUUGUUAUAAGACAGUGAUUUAUUUUAAUUAGGAACUAUAAAAAUGUUCUAGUUUGGAAAAUUAUAAGUUAAAAAUGAUAAGAUAUCUUUUGGUGCUGUGUGUAUAUUUUGGAUUGUAGCCAAUUGAACUUUACCUUUGGUAAGGUACCUGACAUCAUUAUGUACAGGUUAUUUCCUUUGAAGUAUUCAAAAAGUACAUUUUUAUAUUUUGGGUGAAAAUAGUUGUAAGUCAUAUCAUUUUUUAUUUUUACUUGUGUCUUAGUACGCAGGUUUUAUGAGGAAAAUAUUUUCAAUAUUUUGAAAUCUUUAAGUGAUGUAGGGGCUGUUUUGAAUUGAUUUGAUCCAAAUGUUUGCAGAAGACAUUAUACAAGAGUACAGGCCUGAGAAUGGCUUUUAUUUUGAGAUGCUGUGCCACAAUUUUGCACAAAAUUGUGCCAUGGCUCGUCCUGAUGCAAUGCAUAUCUUAUAACUUUGUGAAAGAGUUUGUACAAGCGCAGGGUACAAUGUCCUGCAAAAAUAGAAUCACAUCCUUAGAAUUGCAUCCUUUCUUUUUUAUUGCUUUUGAAAUGAUGUAUUUUUUUAUUUUAUUGUUGUUACACAAGUCUAUUUUCUUAUUAUAUCUAAAUACAAUCAGGGAAAAUUGUAUAUUCUUUUAACUGAGGCCACAUGAUGACUUGAAACAUGCACUCUUUAUUCCCCUUUUUAUUUAAUGUGUGCUGAGGAGUACCAGGGUGAAACUUUAGUUUAUUUAAACUCUUUUAGUAAAGAAUUGAAAAGUUUAUAUCUUUAUUUUCCUCUUAUAAUUGCUUUGGUCACCAAUUCUAUGUGAAUUCUGUACAACAUAGCCUCUCUUCUGAAACAAUUUCACUGGAAUGAAAGGUACAAUCAGUAACCAAAACAGAAUGAAACACAGGCAAACUUAUCCCACCUGUGGUAUCUGUGGAGAUCAUUUUAUUCAUUUUGAUCUACCUGAUUGGAAGUGAAAACGGUUCUGGCAUUAGGGAGAUAUCUUAGAUAGGACUCCCUCAUGUGCAAACAUUGUCAAAUUGUUGUUUGCUCUGAACAUGAGGUCUUCCAGUGAUGAAAAUCUUUUCCUCUCCCUCUUCAGCCACUGAUCAUCUGUUUCUAAGAGAGGAGAUGCUACUAUUUUGUAGUAAGAUCGGGAUGAAUUAAUUAGUGCAGUCUUGAAGGCUUUGCCUUUGUGGUGUAGAUUCUCCUCACACUACCUUGAGCAUUAAGGGUGGAAUAUCAGGAAGAGUCCUGUUGGUGACAUACAUUAGUGUUAUACCAAUGUAGGGAAUGUUAGGGGCAUUGUGAAAGGAGAUAUUAACACCUCUUGUUCAAUACUCUUUCCCCCAAAAAGGAGCUUCCUGUCACUCCCCUGUAGUCAUUUAGUGGCCAGGGAAGGGUAGAGUGUGACCAGGCAGCAUCUAGUGGCAAAUUGACAGCCAUGAGUAGGGAGAUGUUGAGUGUACAUAAAGCCUAUUUGCCAGGGAUCCAAGAAAGUGAUAUCUGCUUUCUUUUCGUGGCUGUCUGAUCACAAUGGGACAUCAUCCAAAAACCUCCUGACCACCUUCAUGGAGUCAUUAUCCAAUAAUAGAGAGUUGGGGACAGACGGGAGAGCCUCACAGAACUGUGCAAACAAACCAUUAUGUUCUGCCCAUGUGGUGUAGGCUUUUGUCCUAUUUGUCAUGUUAUGUGAAAGCCCAUUGGCCUGGGAACCAUGUUUUCUGUCGGUAGCAACAAUCUAAUGGUAUAAUUAUGUCCCUCUGAGACACCCUACUAGGUAAUGCAAAUAAAGGAACAAGGCACGAGAUACAACCUAAUCCUAAUCCUUUGAAUUAGAUCUAUCACUAAAAUUCAGAAAGAAAUCAGGCUAAUGGGAAAUAGGUGUUGGUAAUGAAUUGCAUGAAGGACAUUGAUUCUUGAAGUCCCACAUUUUUAAAAUUUGUGCUUCAAAUGUAUUUGCUCCAAAGGAUUGUUGUGUGUUUUCCGAGCUAUUUGCUCCAAACUUCAUACCAUUUUCUUAUCUAUAUGUAUUUAUGCUUGCUCAUCUUGGCUGUUGGCCAUUACUCAAGUUUGGAAGUUGCAGGUUAGUGUAAGGCCUUUCAUAACUUCUGGUUCACGUUUACACUGUUUUAUCGCUUUGUACUUACUACAGUAGUAUUGUUUAGAGAAGCAACUGUCAAAUAUUUUUUUCUACCAGUAUCAUCGUUCAUAAAAUACAAUGUGAUAUCAUCCAUAUAUUCCCGCAAGUCAUCAUUAUAGUUAGAGUAGAAGCCCAUGGAAAUGAAAGUGACUUGCUAAUCACAAUCAACUAAAAUCCCGUUGUAUUUAAAUUGGGCUUUUCUAGGUACUACACUCAGAUUUCACCCAGAUUGUUUAAGAUUAACUCAAUAUUUUCUUUAAUGAACAGUGUAUACAGAUUUUCUUUUUGGUUUGUCUACAAAAACCAUUUAGCUACUGUAGUAAAUGUCAUGAUCUUGCAAAGCUCUCUGAGCUUUGUGCUGUACCUUCUUUAGUCCACCUGGUGGCAUGAAGCACACUUUUGUUUGUGCGCAUGGUUUAAUAGUGGUUGAAUUCCACAAAUGUAUAUAAGGCAGGAAACAGUGCACUAUAGAGAAAUUAACCUUGUACCGAGUUUCCAGUUUUGUCCUUAGAUUUAAUAUAUUUUUCUUUCAUUUUUUCUUGUCUUAAAUUUUACAAUAUAUUUUGUAAUAACUUAGGGAACAAUUCAGGCAAGGUGUGUUAAGUCCCAUUGUUUCCAGCUGGAGAUGUUUGAGCACAUGCUUGCUUAUGUCUCCUAUUGGAAUUUAUGGGACCUGACAGUGUUGGACUUUGGUUGGAUCAUUCUCGUUGUGUUGCUUUAUCUUCCAGAAUAAAUGUGACCCAGUCACAAGUUAUAUAAUGUAGCUUGUAUACAAUGUAGCAUAUAGGUGAAGUAAUAAAGCCAUGGGCCUGAUCUAAGCCUCCCUGUGCACAUGGUUUUGUGCAAACAGGAGGGAAACUUCAUAGGGAAUCUACUGAGCCUUUUUCCUUCCAACCCUGUACCCCAUUUCUUUAUGGUUGCAGUAAGUCUAUUUCGUUCGGACAUUAACAAAAAUGUUUGUAAAUGAUGUGAAAGUUGUAUCCUAUUUAUCUUUGAUAUUAACAUUUAAAUAUCAAUAUUUUUGUAUAAAAUUGCUUUUAGGGUUCUUAUAAGCCUGAGUGUAGCAAAUUUGACCCCCCCCCCCCUUGUCUUAAAUCUUUUGUUUCUAUUUUACUGUUAUAUGUAAUUUUUUUUAAUAUAAUCUUUUCUGGGUAGGCAACACUAUUUUUUACAACCAAUAACUAUUAACAGAACUUUUGGUUUUUCAAAUUAGUUGGAAAGCAGUCAAAUAAAAUCUAAGUUGCAAGGAAAGAUGCUAUAUUUAAAAAGACCAAAUAAGUGUAGAGAAUUUACAAGAAGAAUUACUAUGAAGCCUAAAGUCUAACAGAAGGAAGUGUAGUUCAUUUACCUGAAUGGAUUUAUCCACACUUUAUCUCUGUUCUGGUUUGUUAUUAGGUUCACUUUUGUUUGAUCAAAAGUGUUUGCUGAUUUUUUUUCUUUGUAGAUAGUUAGCAAAAGUUGAUGAUCCCUUAUUUUAUUGUGAAAUUUCAUUUCUGAAUAACUACUCAUCCAAAUCUGUCCAUAAGGUUCUGCUUUCUUCAUACCCACAAAUGCCAAAUUCAGUUGUUUGCACAAACUGAGCAGAAUUUUAUCUACUUGGUUCCUUUGGUCUUAAAUACAUUUUGAAUUCAAUUGAAUUUAUCCUGAUAAUAUCAGGUCUGUUUUAUGUAAAUUCAUCACUAUGCAUAUUGUUAUAUUUUACUUUAAAACAAUAGAUUGGUGGAUUUUCUAGGAUUUUAACAAAUUCUGAUGGAAUUUAAUGCAUUCUGAUGAAAUUAGCAAUUCUUGUGUUAAGAUUCGGUAAAGCAAUUUUUAUUCUCUUGUCAGAUUAUUUUAUUAUUUAUAUGCUAUUGCUAUGGUUACAAUAAAAGUAAAGUGAUGGAAGCAUGA